Ornithodoros turicata is the source of this 3212-nucleotide messenger RNA. RefSeq lists its product as uncharacterized. Gene Ontology annotation, biological process: protein processing. Lineage: Eukaryota; Metazoa; Arthropoda; Arachnida; Ixodida; Argasidae. The transcript has 2 exons. Gene Ontology annotation, molecular function: metalloendopeptidase activity. Bases 174 to 3092 code for a protein of 972 amino acids. Gene Ontology annotation, cellular component: plasma membrane. The record is from RefSeq and is a predicted model, not a curated record.
AUCGUUUUGCUGUUCUGUUUUUCAGUAUUAUUGGCCUUCGCCGUAGUCUCUACCUGCCCGCUCUAGUGCUCAUUCAACUUUUUUCGUGGGAAAUCCAUCCUCCCGUACUUCAGAACCAUCUGCCUGGACAACGCCUUUCUCAUUUUUCCUGCACCUUCCAGAGGACGAAAGCUAUGGAAUCUGCCAAGGAACAUAAGAAGGCGCGGCGUGGCACAUCGGGUCCAACCAAGUCGCGGAAGGUAAAAAAGAAAUCACUCUCACCAAUACCCGCCGAAGCAUCCCACACCUCUCCAAAUCCAGUCAAUGCAACCCACUUCGCCUCAAAAGACGCCAACAUCUCGCCAUCUAUUCCAUCACCAGGCAUGACUUCUGAAACGGACGCUCAUGGAAAGUCAGACACCCAUCCGGACAUAUUUAGCCCCAAAUUCUACAGUCGUCGAGGAACCAGAAUAGACCUGCAGGACAUGAAGUGGAACGCUGUCGCUGCAAAUAGACGACCAUCAAUGCACGCUGUAGAUGCAAAAUACUUAUCCCCGGGAACUAAGUCUAAGAACAAUAUUGACCCUGCAUUAGCCGAUAUGAUGUCGGGCAUGCAAGAAAUCAGUCCGGUCGCGCCCGCUAGUCCUCCAGGUGAAAAGGAAAAGCCGGAGAACGAAGAAAAGCGCCAACUCCUAGCCCCAAGGACAAGCAUCUUCAGAAUCUUAAACUGGACUCAUGGCAAGCACCGUGCAGAGAAGAAAGUAUCAUCGAAUAUGGUAGAACAACCGAAAGACAACAAAAGCGCCCUUUCUCCCGAGCACUUGGAAAAUGCCAUUGAACACGUUGCGCCUAAACCCGCCGGUGCCGACACGCCAGUAGAUGCGAACGAGCCUAACGCUGCAAGGUCCUCCAAGAGAGCAAAGAAAGAGUCUGAAGUGGUGUCCCCAGCCCACGCAGAUAAGGAAAAGAAAUCACCGCAGAGGAAGCAGUCUGCGCUGAUUACGGGCCUGACGAAGAUAUGGGUAUCGAUGAGCACAAAGAGGAAAGGCGGCGGUCGCACUGUACAGCGUGAACCGCUGACGAAAUCGGAGAUUAUCGCCGUUUCUUCCUCGGUUAUUCUCAUCCUGACAAUUCCAACUGUGAUCAUCUUCGUCAUUCUGUCACUCUUGAAGCCAGAAACAGCCACCAUAUUCGAUUGCAGCUCUUCCAAAUGCAUCCAAGUGAAGAACAACCUGGCUUCCAUGCUCAACACGAGAAUAAACCCUUGCACCGAUUUCUACAGCUAUGUCUGCGACAAGUGGAUGCGCAACCACACACAUGUAAGCUACAUCGAGUAUGUCAUUGAAGAAUUUCAUCGCAGCAUCCACAGCGCUCUAUAUGAAGGAAGUCCUGAACCAACAGAUAGACACGGUAUGCACCUCCUGAGCAGGCUUUACAGGACGUGCUACAAGUUCAUGACGUCGAGCAACCUUACUCUUCAGGAGAUCACAUCGUACGCCAGCGAAGAGCUUGAAAUACCGCUACUCCUAAAUGCCAGCAACUCAGGCGUGAUUCUAAAGUACCUGGUCAACGUGUCCUUAUCGAGAGGUGUUUCUUCUGUCUUCAGUCUUCACUUCGAAAACAAAGACAGAAAGCCCUACCUCUACGUCAAAGCCACCCGUUCGAUACAGGGAUACAUGGAGAACACUAUUCACGAAGCUGUCCCCAAGGACUUGAGCUACUCUUUCAUUCCUCACAUUGAAGACUACGUGAAAGACGUGACAAGCGUAAUUUAUGAGGGCAAGGACACUGACUCUCACGUGCGUCAGAUGGUGGAGUGGGACAGAACGUUCGACGUCCUUCUCAUGCGUGUUUCCGUCGAAGGGUCCGAAGAGUAUAGAAGAAUCGCAGAAAUGACGGAAGCAUUUAACCCUGUCAAGAUGAGCGAAAUCACCGCCAUGAUAAACAGUAUGGCUCCGCAAAGACUCGCACUGAGCACGGAGAAAGACAGUAUCUUGGCGUACGGAUUCCCCGCCAUUGUCCAGAUACUAGAUACAAUGAAGAACGGGACUGUUGCCGCUAGAAGCCUAUACUUCGCCGUGCAGUUGCUAACGAACGUUCUUAGUCUCUUCAACCUACGACAACACCUCGUUGCUGCACCGCCAGACAUUAUAGUCACCGCCUGUCUAAGGGUUACCCAGCAGACUCUGUUUCACACGUGGCCGUAUCUGGUGACACGAAAGAUGCAUUACAGCGCUAGGGCGGCGGAAGCCAAGCGUCUUGCAGACUCCAUCAAGAAUUUCCCAAUGGAAGGAGGUGGACUUAACUGGACGUCAGACGCCAGCGCACGUGGGAUUAUUAGAGAGCUAAAUAAUCUCGACAUCGUCACGUACGAAGAUUCGGCACUCCAUAACAUGCAAAGUACUUACGACGGGCUCCAAGUUGGCGAUAAUAGCUUCCUGAUCGUUUACUUCAAAAUCAAAAGAUUCGAAACUAGACUGCUCCUGGAUUGGCUCCCAACAACCUUCGGCACUGUCGCGGCUAGGAAUCAGAUCGCUUCGAACCUCUCCCUCCAACACUUUCAGGCAGGGUCAACCAGUUGGAUUUUCAUUCCGUCCGCGUACCAGAGUCCUGCCAUGUUUAAACUCGGCGAGAAGGAGGCAUUCCCAUUUUACAUCAACCAUCCCACUAUUGGACUCCUGGUGGCUAGGGAAAUGAUACGGGUCACUCAACAGGCAAUGAACUGGGACGAAAGAACCAGAAGGGUGACGAAAAGGUACAUGGACUGCCUGACGUCCAUACGGAGCUUCUUACGACUGGAGGCCAUAGAAGAAGAAAAUAAGUGGAGGACGGAAGCCUUCUCCUGGUCGUUUGGGUCACACCUGUCCUACACCUCGAUGCGCAUCGCAUUUCAGCAGCAUUCCAAAGUGGACACGACGCAAUUUCGUACCGCGCAAGAACUUUACUUCAUUUUGUCCUGUCUCAUGUCCUGUUCAUCCGUUGAAUCUGGACUUUUGUUUUUGUCCAGGGAACAAUGCGCCAUCCCGCUCUUAAGUAAUGUUGAUUUUUUGCGCUACUACAACUGCACGGAAAUUGAACGGCUUUCGUGCAUAACGACACUUUUUGUACGAUAAUUAUAUUGCGGUAGCUCGCAGUAUUAGAUUUAUAGUGAUCUAUUUUCAUUAGUCUAUUCGUGCUAUGACGUCUAGCUAUUUUCCGUGCACGACAUUCUAUUGCAGUAUAAACAAAUUUCC